GAAGCGGAAGCGCAGUACACUUCCGGCUCGCAGCAGGCGGCCAUGUUGGAGCGGCGGAGGCGGCGCAGAGGUGCGUCCUGGGUCCCCGCGGCGGCGCCGGUGCCAAGUGCUGGUUUGUGGAUACCCAGACAGAUUCCCAGUGCCUAAUGCCAUGAGCAUGGUAGUGCAGCAUGUGGAGGAGAAAGCUGUGCACUCCUGGUCACGCAUCUCCACGGCAGGGAAGAAAGCCCUGGAAGAGGCGCUGCUUGUGUUUAAUCCCAUGAGCCAGGAUCUCAGUGCCACAGAGGCCCAGCUUGUGGCCUUCCUACAGGGCCUACGAGACGAUGGCUUCCAACCGACCAUUCUGCGAAGUGGUGAUGUCUAUGGCUAUAGUUCAUGCACAGCCAACCCCCCCAGCCAGACAAAGCUACAAGCUCGCGCCACCAACCCGUCUGCCACAGCACUUCCAGCCAGAGGUCCCCAGACUGCUGUGCCACUUCCUGCAAGCAAGGCCACACUGCUCCCUGUGCCACUGUCUGGCAGACUGGCUAAGGGAUCCACACCAGCCCUGGCCAAGCAUGCUACCACUAACCUGCUGCUGAGCUCCCUGAAGCAGUCCAAUGCCAGCCACACCAGUGGUACAACAGUCGGCUUCCCUGCCCACCUCUAUCCAGGUGUCUACCCGGCCAUGCGGCUCUCUGUGGUCCUCGAAGCACUGGUCCCACUCAAGACUCCUUGCUUGGGGCGUAAACACAGGGCACAGGCACAUCAGCCAUCACUCGCAAACUCUUCCCUAAAACUGAAGAAAGGUUCGGGGAACCCACAGUCCAAAGCAUCCAGAAAAAUCACAAGCAAAGGCCUCAAAUGCCUGAGUAAGAAACGUCCUGGGGCUGAUCAGCGAGGGGCUGGGACCCAGAGCAGUGGCCUACGCAUGAAAGGGUGUUCCACCUCGGGCACCAAAACAGUUCAGGCCAAGGCAUCUCGAACACUGACCAAAACUGCUCGUGCCCAUGCCAGUCUAGCUCAAACCCACAACAAGACAGCAAGGGCCAGGGCCAAGGCAGCAAAGGCCAAGCCCAGGGCAGCCAGAGCCAAAGCCAAGGCCACUGUGGUGAGGGACAAGGCCAAAGCCAAGGCCACUGUGGUGAGGGACAAGGCCAGAGCCAAGGCAGUCAAGGCCAAGGCCAAAGCAGCUCGGAGCAAGCACAAGGGAAAGCCAAAGGGAUCUGUCCAUACCAGAACUGGAAGGGCAAGCCUGAAAAAUUGCCCUGAGACUGUGGGAAAGAAGAGGAAGAAAGCCGAGGAGUCAAGGGGUCUCCCUCCUAAGAAGAGAGCACGGCUUGUGCUCCGAUCCCCUAAGGCAUGGCUGGGGCCUGGAAAGAAACCUUACGAGUCCCAGACUAUAAAGGUAGACAGGAAAUGCUCAGAUGAUGAGGUUCGACAGUGGGCCCAGCAGAUCCUCCGUGUGAACCUCUCUCCAGUAGUGUGGCUCCAGCCAUUGCUACUGUCUUGAUUCCAUACUCAGCAUCCUGAGCUGUCCAUGUGACCAGCAGCACAGUGCCCUGCUCGUGGACUCUGCAGCUCCCUGGACUCUGGGUACCUUCCGGACUCCUGUGGUCACCAACCUCCUUUCAAAAACUGAGGAUUUGGGAAGGGGUGGGUGCGGGAGGGGUGUUCUCAUGGCUCUGCACUGUGACUUGUUUCUCGAGUUGUAUGUCGAUGUUCAUCUAUCAUGUUUUAUACUUUCCACCUGUGGUCUCCCUGCUCACCCUCCAUGCUCUCGCUGAUGGUUGAUUUUGGUGUGUGGGCUGCUGACAGGAGCCCGCCAGAAGUAGCCCUGAGAACAGGCUUGCAGAGAGUACCCUGGCAGCUUGAAUGAAGCAGGCCAUCGGUCUGAAUGCUAGGGUGAUAUUAUGGAAGGACAAAGCACCCAGGCUUCUGGAGAGAUGUGGGGAAAUUCGGGUGCUGGCUUCUGUGAGAGAGAUCCUGAGGGCGGGGCAGAGCCACUACAAAGUAGGACAACUCACCUUGAGUGUCCCAGUUUUGAACCAGAUGGGCCCCAUUCAAGAUGGGGAGCCACUCUGGCAGACCCCACAGCUGCAGGGUUUUAGGCCAGGAAAAGAAGCCUUUGCUGUACUGCUCUCUAGAGGCCAAGCUUUAGGGCUCUGCCUGGGCUUGUCUGGGGAGAGGAAACAGGCUUAAAAGGUGUGAAGUGCUGCUUCUCUGCUGAAAGUGACUAGCCUCAGUUUUCCCCAGAGGCUGGGCUUCGAAUCUGGGCCACUAAACCUGCCCUUACUGUCCAAAAAUUUUUGUUAUGAUAACUGGUAGUGGAUACAGGAAGGCAUCUACCUGUACCUCAGCAAUGCUUUCUGACUGGAUUCCACAUGCUCCAUCUUCCUCAGAGGUCCAGCCUUACCGUCCCCUAACAUGGCCUGUGCUUUGGACAUUGUUGUUACCUUCUGCUUUGGAGAAGAGGCUGGGUCAUCUGUUAUCCACUGUCCACUGCUAGCCGCUCAGGCUGGAGGAAGGUAGUGAUUGGGAGGUAGGGAUUAUGCAAUCCCUGUACUUGGGAGUUUGAGUUUGAGGUCAGCAUCAGCUACAUGGUGAGGACCCCUCCCCCAACCUUUAUUUUGUUUUUUCGAGAUAGGGUUUCUCUGUGUAGCCCUGGCUGUGCUGA
Molecule: messenger RNA, 2656 nt
Organism: Arvicola amphibius (Eurasian water vole)
Lineage: Eukaryota; Metazoa; Chordata; Mammalia; Rodentia; Cricetidae
Gene: Ccdc71
Product: coiled-coil domain containing 71
Exons: 2
Coding region: 152-1492 (446 amino acids)
Source: RefSeq, a predicted model, not a curated record